CUCAGACCCGUCGUGUGGCGACCUCAUUUCCCACAUCAUUUUGCUCCAUUUUCGUCCAUUCCUUUUCGCUCCUACCUGCUCUCGGAGUCGGGUCCAAAUUCGCCGGCGACCUACCUCCGCCACCAUCAUUGUCGACUAAAAUGGCUAGUAGAGCAAUCCACCAAUUACUGACGCGGAGACUUCAGUCUCAAUCUGCUCCAGUUUUGUCAUCUCUUGUAUCAAAGAAAGAUCAAGAGGGAGUUGGAUCUACUGGAAUGAAGACCCUAAGAGCCUUUGCACUACUUGGAGCAGGUGUGACAGGGCUUUUGAGUUUUGCAACAAUAGCAUCAUGCGCUGAUGAAGCUGAGCAUGGUUUACCAUGUCCAAACUAUCCUUGGCCUCACAAUGGCAUUCUCAGUUCGUAUGAUCAUGCUUCGAUUCGUCGUGGUCACCAGGUUUACCAGCAAGUCUGUGCUUCCUGUCAUUCGAUGGGCCUGAUUUCGUAUCGUGACCUGGUGGGUGUGGCAUAUACAGAGGAGGAAACAAAGGCUAUGGCUGCUGAGAUUGAGGUGGUUGAUGGGCCAAAUGAUGAGGGUGAAAUGUUUACUCGCCCUGGUAAACUGAGUGACCGCUUUCCUCAGCCAUAUGCUAAUGAACAAGCUGCUAGGUUUGCCAAUGGAGGGGCAUAUCCUCCAGAUUUAAGUCUUAUCACCAAGGCUCGUCACAAUGGCCAGAACUAUGUAUUCGCCCUUCUAACUGGUUACCGCGAUCCUCCUGCUGGUGUUACUAUCCGAGAAGGGUUGCAUUACAAUCCAUACUUCACUGGCGGAGCUAUUGCAAUGCCUCAAAUGCUUAUUGAUGGUGCUGUUGAGUAUGAAGAUGGUACCCCUGCAACAGAAGCUCAGAUGGGGAAAGAUGUUGUGACAUUUCUGUCGUGGGCUGCAGAACCCGAAAUGGAAGAAAGGAAACUGAUGGGAUUCAAGUGGAUUUUCGUACUCUCAUUGGCAUUGCUUCAAGCUGGUUAUUACAGGCGCAUGAAGUGGUCUGUUUUGAAGUCUCGUAAGCUGGUGCUUGAUGUCGUCAACUAAAUCACCUUUAGUUCCUCUUUAAUACAGUGUUGUGGUAGGACUAGAAUUGGCAAUAAUUAUUUGUCAAGCAAACUAUUGUUUCUUUGUCUCGAUUAGUUGUUUCGACAUGUUUGUGGUGUUGGUGCUGUGGGUGACCUGAGAGUGAAAUAUACAAUCUAGAAGAGAAAUAAAGAGACUUUGUACAAACUAUUUGUUUUUCUGUAUGUCCAUGAACUUCUUGGUAUUUUUGUGGAAUACAAAAUUUUCUGGAUGGUUUCCGGUC
Molecule: messenger RNA, 1329 nt
Organism: Rhododendron vialii
Lineage: Eukaryota; Viridiplantae; Streptophyta; Magnoliopsida; Ericales; Ericaceae
Product: cytochrome c1-2, heme protein, mitochondrial-like
Exons: 8
Coding region: 141-1067 (308 amino acids)
Biological process (GO): mitochondrial electron transport, ubiquinol to cytochrome c
Molecular function (GO): heme binding; electron transfer activity
Source: RefSeq, a predicted model, not a curated record